Messenger RNA from Meriones unguiculatus (Mongolian gerbil), 2655 nucleotides. It is a transcript of the gene Tekt3, whose product is annotated as tektin 3. Gene Ontology annotation, biological process: cilium movement involved in cell motility; cilium assembly. Lineage: Eukaryota; Metazoa; Chordata; Mammalia; Rodentia; Muridae. The transcript has 8 exons. The record is from RefSeq and is a predicted model, not a curated record. Gene Ontology annotation, cellular component: microtubule cytoskeleton; sperm flagellum; nucleus. The coding region runs from base 146 to 1618 and encodes 490 amino acids.
UCCGCUUCCUGCGCUUCCCGCGAGGGACCUCGGCUGCCUUGAGUGGUCCACGUUUGAUGUCAAGGCAGGCGGAGAGAGUCGGCUACUAGGUGGCUGAGGGCCCAGGGCGCACACAGGAGAGAUUUACAAAUAGUGUUUGAGCAGCAUGGAGCUUUUAGGUUCUGCUUUACCGGGCACUUAUGCCCACACUCAACCAGCACCAACCAGCUAUCUACCAGCCAUUGGUGUCAUGGCAUCAAGCUAUCGGGACCGCUUUCCCCAUCGCAAUUUGGCACACAGCUUGAGCCUUCCAUGGAGACCAAACACAUACUAUAAAACGGCCUCCAACUACCCAAACUUGGCCCCAUUGACCACAAAAUCCCAUCAGAUGUGUGAUAGCACCAUGCUCCCCUACGUGUCCAACAGAACCACCCUCUUCACAAGAUACACUCCUGAAGAUUGGUACCGGUCCACCCUGGUGAGCUUUCAAGAGUCUGCUACCGCACGGCACAAUUCAGAAAGACUCCGAGUGGACACCUCCCGUCUCAUUCAAGACAAAUACCGACUCAUCCGGAAGACCCAGGCUGACUGUAACCGAAAGUUGGGAGAGCGGGUCAAUGACCUAAUGUUUUGGAAAUCUGAAAUCACGCACGAGUUGGAUGAAAUGAUUGGGGAGACGAAUGAACUCACUGAUGUCAAGAGAAGGCUGGAGAGGGCUUUGAAGGAGCUGGAAGCUCCUCUGCAGGUUUCCCAAGAGUGUCUCUUUCAUCGCGAGAAGAGAAUGGGAGUUGACCUAGCUCAUGAUGAAGUUGAAAAAGAACUACUGACGGAAGUUGAUACCAUUCUGUGCUGUCAAGAAAGGAUGAGGAGACAUCUGGACAAGACGAUUGCCCAACUUGCCUCAAACAGAGCUGUACAGCACGAGCUUGAGAAGGAUCUGAGUGACAAACAGUGUGCCCUCCGGAUUGAUGGUAAAUGCAAGUACCUGCGAAACACUUCUGAGGGCAUCAGCUACUUCCGGGGAGCAGAAAAUGUGGAUGCAACGGUAUCAGUGCCCGAAUCUUGGGCCAAGUUUACAGAUGACAAUAUUCUCCGCUCCCAGAGUGAGAGGGCAGCUUCUGCUCAGCUGAGAGAGGACACUGAAAACCUUCUGGUUGUGAUAGCCAAUGAGAUGUGGAACCAGUUCAACAAAGUGAACUUGGCCUUCACCAAUCGCAUCACUGAGAGUAUAGAUACCAAGAAUAAAAUCCAUGUUCACUUAUCAAAGAUCCUGCAGGAGAUCUUCCAGACUGAAAUGUCCAUACUAUCCAUCAGAAAGGCCAUCAAGGAAAAAUCUGCCUUCCUAAAGGUGGCUCAUACCCGGCUGGAUGAGCGAACAAGGAGACCGAACGUAGAGCUGUGCAGGGACAUGGCUCAGCUACGCCUUGUUAACGAGGUGUACGAGGUGGACGACACCAUCCAGACUCUGCAGCAGCGCCUGAGGGAUUCGGAGGACACCAUGCAGGCCUUGGUCCAUACCAAAGCCACCCUGGAGCACGAGUUGGCUGUGAAAGCCAACACCCUGUACAUCGACCAGGAAAAAUGCAUGACCAUGCGCAAAAGCUACCCCAGCACCCUCCGGCUGGUUGGCUUCUGUUAGGGACCCCCGGGAGAGUGGUUUACAAAUUCCUAAGAGAUGGUAGGAAGAAAGCGCUACCUCAGCAUCUAAAUUAGUGUUGAUGUAGUCACUAUAAAGGGUUGUGUUGACAGAAACACACCACACCCUUGUCUUGAACGGCCUUUCAUUUGUGUCUAAACCUUAAUGUGCUGCUUACCGGGUUCCUGGGCUGUGGAAAGGAAAUAAGGAAAUGCAGUCAGUAUACUAGAGAAGAUAAGUAGGAGGGUUCCAAAGAUUCUCGUUGCUCUAUAUGUAAUAUGAAUGAGCCGAAAAACGAGGACCAUUUUUUUUCCUUGAGGUGGCCAGAUCAGGAGUCAUAAAUGCUAUAACCACUGCCCAAUGUUCCCUAAAGAGCUGUGUGUUAAAGUGUUUGUCCCCAAGAUGAUGCAGUUGGGACAUAGUGGGACAUUUAGGAUGUGGAGUUCAGUGAAGAGCCUUGGACCAUGGGGAGCACAGAGGAGAGCCUUACACUUUGGAAAUGAUUGUGGGAUGCAAACCUCUUCCCGUAUCUUUUCCUUCUUGCCCACGAAUUCUUGGCCAUUCCUCAGCACUGCCACACACUCUGAAACAGGAAGCAGCCGCAAGGAGAGGCCUUUUCUCAUAUCUUGUUUUCCCCUUUCUCUCUUGGUGCCCCUCUCUGCAUCUCAACGGGCUUGCCUGCUUUAACCAUUGUCCGCUAACUCCAGAACUCAUGCCCUCCCCCUCCUGGUCCCCCUGUCUUAGUUCAUGCCCUCCUUCUCUCCUACACUGGCUAGUCAGUUUAGGAUGUUCAAAUGCCAGACGGGUUGAUGGACAGAGGAUAAGCUUGUACAUUGGCUAUUUUUGUGGCCUUAAAAUAUCAUUUUAGAGUCAAAUUAUAGGUUUUGUGUUGCUCCUCUACUUCUGAUGGAACGAGAUAUCUCAAUGGCACUAAACCAUCUCACAGUGAGAGUGAAAUAAAAUGUCAUAAUUUUAUGAGUUUUGCAGCCCUAAACUUACAUAUCUCUUAUUUGUUGUGUUUUGGGGAGAUUUUUUUUCUC